AGUAACAAAGAUUUCGACAACACUCUUUAAAGAAUGAUACAAGAACAGGCAUGCAACAGCCAAUUUAAUCUGUACUGUUAUCAGUACUCUAGAGAUACUUAUCAUGCUGCAAAAGAGCCAGUGGAGGAUACGGAUCCAAGCACUCUUUCCUUAACAAUGACUGAAAAAUAUCCUGUCCAAGACACAGGAGUACCUAAAGAUGAGGAAUACCUAAGAGAUCAAGUUACUUUGGAAAUUGCAUCUGUGAACAUCAAGACCCUUACGUCAGAUUCUGGCCUAAUACAACAGCCAGAAGACAAAGACACACAAAAUCAUACUGAUGAAUCGGUUUCAGAUCUCAAGAAAACCUGCAAGGAAAAUGUCACCUGCUCCUUGUGCUUAUUCCGUGCACCAACCAUCAGUGACAUGCUCAAUGAUGAAGACUUGUUGUACACAGUGAGGUUAAAGCUGGAUCCCUGCCAUCCAACAGUGAAAAACUGGAGAAAUUUAGCAAGCAAGUGGGGGAUGACUUAUGAUGAAUUGUGUUUCCUUGAACAAAAGCCCCAAAGUCCCACUUUGGAAUUCUUGCUACGGAAUAGUGACCGGACUGUGGAGCAGCUGAUUGAUCUCUGUAAAUUUUAUAAGAGAAUUGAUGUUGUGAAAGUGCUGCUGAAAUGGGUGGAGGAGGAAUGGCCCAAGAGGGGGAGCAGAACUUACCAGAAUGACUUCUAGGUCAAAGAAAGUUGUUAGUCUGUACAUGUUAAAUGCUAGCUACCACUAAUACAUUGGAAGUUUCCCUUGCAAGAGAGAAAACCUGUACUGAGAGUUUGUAUACUGUGUAAGCUUUAUCUAUACACAAGCUAGGAAAACAGCUGUUUUCCUUCUCGCCAGUCAUCUUGGAAUUACUGAACUAUCAAUUAGUUGUUCUGUCCUUAUAU
This is a messenger RNA of Vidua chalybeata, 917 nucleotides long. It is a transcript of the gene EDARADD, whose product is annotated as EDAR associated via death domain. Bases 34 to 711 code for a protein of 225 amino acids. The transcript is spliced from 7 exons. Lineage: Eukaryota; Metazoa; Chordata; Aves; Passeriformes; Viduidae. Gene Ontology annotation, molecular function: protein binding. Gene Ontology annotation, biological process: signal transduction. The record is from RefSeq and is a predicted model, not a curated record.